CUUCAGGUGGAACCGUCACAGCCACGACAGCUGUAUCAAGUGAAUGAGAUGAGAGAGGAGUUGGUGUGGUUGCAGAUGGGGGAGGGUUAACGGGAGACUUGAUUAACAGAGUGGGCAGUAGGUGAGGACAUUGAGACCAUGAAUGAUAAGGGUUUAGAUGACUGAAGGACAGGACCGAGGAGGGGUGGAGGAGAGGACCCGGGGCAGCCAGGAAUGAGGAAGAGAACAGCAGAGGAGGAGAGAGCGUGGUUGAACUACUGGUGGUGGGAGAGCACUUGCAGGGCUCGAGCUUGAUAGGAAAGGAGAGAAGUGGGGAACAGUUGUGAAAGGGUGACAGGAGGAGAGGUGGUGGUGGAGCAGGAGGAGGAGCAGGGGACAAUCUCACUACCUCGCACUCACUCAGCGGUGCCAUGCGGCGACUUCUCUGUUCGGGUUUCCUCUUAUCCCCUCUGGGCCGCAGAGCCCUGAGUGUCUCUCCCUGUCCCCACACUUCACCACCAUCAUCACCACCACCACAACCCGGUUUGCCUGCUUCUAUCGGAAAGACGACGACAUCUGCGACUGCUGCGAAACCAUCGGGCCGCGUGGACCCCGAGGGAGGCGGUCGGUCGGACUGCGCCUGCCCGGCGAGGCGUCACUUUCCCGGCGGGCCGGGCAGGAAAGGCGCAGGCUCCACGGAGCCGCCCCGCGUGGCCCGGGCUCUGGUGCUCGAGAAGACGACCCGCUACGAGUUCGAGCAGCAGCGAUACAAAUGCGCCGCCCUGUCCGAGGAAGACCUCAGGCAGCUGCUGGCAUUGCGGGGCUCCAACUACGGCGGCCUUCUGGAGCGCUACCACGUCCACCGAAAGCACGUCCUUCACCUCAUCAGCAGCCUGCAGGAGGGCGGCGUGGAGGUGCGCGUGGUGAAGAGGCACGACUACUGCGAGCAGGACGUCAGUUGGGCUGACACCAUCAUCUCUGCGGGAGGCGACGGCACGCUGCUCUUGGCUGCCAGCAAGGUCCAUGACCCCAGGAAACUAGUCAUUGGUGUCAACACCGAUCCGGAGAGGUCUCAGGGCCACCUGUGCCUGCCCGUCUGCUACACCACCAACAUGCCCCUCGCGCUGCGGAAGCUACAGAAAGGUGAUUUCAGGUACCUGUGGCGCCAGCGCAUCCGCGUCGAGACGGACGGCUCGGGGCUUGGCCUCGUGCCCGUGGACCUCCACGAGCAACAGCUGAGCCUGGCGCAGCACCGCUCAGCGCACCUGGCCGCCGCUGCCAAACACGCAGGGACGACACUGGGGUUGGUGGGCGGGCCCAAGCGACUUCCUGUGUGCGCGUUGAACGAAGUCUACAUUGGCGAGUCCAUCUCCUCCAGGGCCUCCUACUACGAGCUGAGCGUGGACGGGGGCCCCUGGGAGAAGCAGAAGAGCUCCGGGGUCAGCGUGUGCACGGGCAGCGGCUCCAGCGCCUGGUCGUACAACAUCAAUAAGAUUGCCAGUCAAACGGUGCAGGAUGUUCUAAAAAUAGCUACCGAUAUCAGUGGACAGUCCAUGCCCAACGACGCGGAUUUCUGCAGGACAGUGAUGGAGCGGUAUUGCUCCUCGCUGGUGUUUGACCCCGAGGAGCCGCAGAUGUUCUUCAGCAUCCGGGAACCGAUCGUCAACCGCGUUUUCUCCAACUCCCGCCCGCACGGCCACGCCACCAGGAUGACGAUUCGCUCGCGGUGCUGGGACGCCUGCCUGGUGCUCGAUGGCGGGACCUCCUUCGAGUUCAACGACGGAGCGAUGGCCACGCUUUCCACGCACCCGGACGAUGCACUCAAGUCCCUGCACCUGGACCCCUGACCACGAGAGCCGACCCCCUACCCCCCCCUACCCCCCCUACCCCACUCCCCCUUCUCCCCCGCCCUGACCGCUCAGCCGCCACUGGCUGCCCGACCGCCCCCGUUACGCACGGAGGGAGGAACCGGAGGCGGAUUUGAGAGGCGUUCGCCGCCAUCGCGUCCGCGGUGGCAGGAGGGCUCCUGCAGUGUCUCGGAAGAUCCAGAAUAUUUAUUUAAUACUGCGGGGCGAAUCCGAUGGGGCUGUGAAGCUCUCUUUCACACAGAUGUCCAGUACGCGACAGGCCGGGCUGUGAUCCGGUUGUUCAAGUAAUCGGUCGCUCUCUCGGUCACCGGGCUCGGUUUACUCGACCGAUCGGAUCCACGCGAAAUCAACCGGAGAACAAGAGUCUCACCUCGGCGCCCCCCGCGCGCGCGCACGGUGACGGACGAGUCUUGGUCACGAUGUCUGUGUCAUCGUCAUCGGCCACAUAGUGUACUGGGCCUGGCUCGUAGGGGGGUUUCCCGCCUUUGUGUGUGUGUGCGCGUGUGUGUGCGCGUGUGCGAGUGCGUGUGUGCGCAUUGUGAGGUGGUGUAGUGGUUAGCGUGCUCACGGUUGACACCAAUGACGAUUAUCUGAACUGGUCCUGGGCCUCCCGUAGGUCGACUUGGCUUCAAAUGAGUACCUUGUGCGGUGUGUCAACAUCGACACUCGCAAGACAAAGGCGGCCGGGCAUAGUGUUGGCCACCCACCCACCCUCUCGAGUGCCGUUCCUGCCCUCAAAGGUGAUCGCUAACGGCACUCACUGUGUGAGAGACGACAUUUGCGUAACUUUUUUUGACACUGGCCAGAUGUUUUUGAGUGGCGCCACAACUGAACGCCGUGCCCGUGAAGACCCUAAUGCCGAUGGCGCCUUUCCUCGGCUGCCUCGCAAGUCUGACUCCCGUGCCAAGUGUUUGUGCUGGGGAUAGAAAUUACGACCGCUGCUACCUCAACGCGUUGCCGCCACCACCGCCGUCGAGUGGCACCUUGCGCAAUACGCCACGCCCGCGGGCGGCCAUCGCGCCGGCCGCCAAAGCGAUGGAGGGGACAGCGCCGAACUCGGGGCCUGUGCCACAUUGGCAGGGAAACUGCCAACCAGUCGCCGUGCUUGCGGUCAGCACGCUUCCCGAGCCGGCUGCGGCCCGAGCUACGAUGGUUUUCAUUGUUAUCAAGAUCGUCGUCGUCAUCGGCAGCCGUGAUCAAUCCGCUGUUAGGUGAAGUCCUCCCCGCGCCGUCGCCGUCCCCGCGAUCUAAUGAUCCAUCGAGCGCCUGCACGAGCGACGAUUUCAUCGCAUCCACCAAAUCUCCGUGGUGGCUGCCACUCCACUCAUAGUCUCGCCCACCGGCCCAAUCGCACCACCUAGCCGUGACGUGUCCUGCUCAAGCCCACUUUCAUUCCCGCUCAAUGUGCUCUCUCCUCCAAGCGUGCCUCUCGGCUUCUCGUCACAAUUGAAACCGCAAACCUGUCCAUGCUUAUUUGUGCACUUUUCGGCUCUUGUUCCAUUUGCAUUGUCAAAUGUCUUUGGCCUCCGAUCCAUGUGACGUAGCAGGUAAAUAACACUGGUCAACACGUUUUCUGGCAUAAGGUUUUAAGGUAAUUUUGGGGUGCUGAUUCCAAAUCUGGCAUCAGUUUUUGUCGAUCACAUCAGGUUUUUGAGAUAUCAAAUAUUGCAUUUUCAAUAAAAACUGCAGAAGAAAAAUAUUAAAUAAAUGUGGAUAUCUACAUAAAAUGAUAUUAUAAACACACUAUCCUAAAAAUACAGCACCAUAUCUUAACACUAAAGCAGUCACAAGACUCGCAACAACUUGCAAUCAUGAGUGACAGAGUUAAUUUCGGGUAAAAUUAAUGAAAAUUGGGUAUGCCUAUAGCAUAAAAAUGAGAUGUGAUAGAGCAAAUCUGAGAUCAGAUUUGGAAUCAGCACCCUGAAAUUAGUCUAAAACAGCUGCAAAAGUCCAGGCCAGAAAAACGUUUUUUUGUUUUGUUGACCAGUGUUGUUUACCGAUACCAUUCAUUAUAUUCUCAAUCACGACACGAGUAUUUUGAGUGAUGCAUGAUUAUCAAUAUCAUCUUACGUAUCAUCGCCAUCAUUUAUUGCCCUCCGAUCCAUGUGACGUAGCAGGUAAUAAUACAUUGAUUACAAACGUGCUUCUGUAGACACCUUAGUGUGGUGUUGGUACGUGUCCCGAUUCCUGCAACUUGAUCAUUGCUCUGCAGCUGUCAUCGACAUACACGUGCCUUUGUCGCAGCUCUCAACUAUCCCAGCUGAAGCUGUGGGACUAGUUGGGUGUGCUCGACUUGUCAGCCAGAGAGAUGUUUGGAACUCCUGAACUGCCUGGCUGAGUAUUCCUCCGUUCAUACAAAAAGUAAAAAAAAAAAAAUUUUGAGUUGUGUGGGGUUUCACGAAUUCGGCGUGCGGUCAGAAAUAUUUCAGAGUGGUGUCCUUUCGCUGUUUCGCAUAAACCAGGGGGGUUGCAAACCGACGGCCUCUGGGCUGAAUGCAGCCCGUAACUUCAUUUCACGCGACCCCCCUGACUUAACUUCACACGGACUUGUGCCCGCAAACCGAGUUCAUCCGUCGCCGCAGGCAUCUGAGCCUCGCUGAUCGGGUCCUAGGGGGCGGAGUGUUUUUGACCUGGUAACGCCGUGUCUUAUAACUUUCUAGAAACGCCGUGAGCCGUAAUAUAUUUUUCGCGUUGCCGUUGGUUCACGUUUAAAGUGUGGUGUGCGUUGAAUGUGCGGUUGCCCGCCACAAAGUAUUUAAAACUCCUUUUCAAUCCUCGGUAAGGAAACGGAUUCCCUCACCCCCCGACGUUUGACGCAUUUUGAAGAACAAUAUUUUCAAUGGCAUUUUCAGGAAACUGGGGGUGGGUCAGCCAUCCCUCCCCGUGUGUUGGUCUUUCGCGUGUUUGUGGCGAUUUCGUUCCACGGACGUGGAGUUCGCAGGGCCCUCCACGGGGUCCUUUUGUCUCGUGCUCCGUGACUGUGCAGUGCUGCUGCGUUGUUACGGUCACGCAACCUCUGGCUAGACGGGAGUGAUUUUUUUGCUGCCAGGGACAUUGCCAAGCCAACUUUGAAACCGUUUUAUUGGGUUUUUUUUAUUACGAAAUAAAGACACGUGUUUUCUG
Lethenteron reissneri (Far Eastern brook lamprey) is the source of this 4970-nucleotide messenger RNA. Its product is annotated as NAD kinase 2, mitochondrial-like. The record is from RefSeq and is a predicted model, not a curated record. Gene Ontology annotation, molecular function: NAD+ kinase activity. Gene Ontology annotation, cellular component: mitochondrion. Gene Ontology annotation, biological process: NAD+ metabolic process. Lineage: Eukaryota; Metazoa; Chordata; Hyperoartia; Petromyzontiformes; Petromyzontidae.